Molecule: messenger RNA, 480 nt
Organism: Mesorhabditis spiculigera
Lineage: Eukaryota; Metazoa; Nematoda; Chromadorea; Rhabditida; Rhabditidae
Source: the annotation of a GenBank genome assembly
AUGCCGCUACCAACUAAAAUUUUUGGCGAUAAAGUCCGCGGACUUCCGGUGAUUGACAAGCUGCUCAGAAGAAAUCGCCGUGGAUCGGAUGCGUCUUCAGCCCCGCCGCCGUCUCAUAGAAUGGGCCAAUUCGUAAGCAGCCGAAAGAAGACCGCUUCGGAGAGCGAGCCCGGUGCGCGGCCUGGCCAGCCCAUCUCGCUCGCCGGCUCCUCAGCUUCCGCCAAAUUAGCCCAAUACAUGGAAUUGUUCAAGGAGCGCGGCUACUUACCCGAUUUCUUGCUGAUUCAUGAACAUCCGAGCUCCAUGUACAUCGAUGAAGAUGGCGACAUUGCCAACGAGUUCUAUGCGGAGGACCAGCUAGGCACCAAACGGCGGCUUUGCCGGAUUAUGAAGAAUCUCCGGCCACAGGGCACCGAACGGUACCAAAUCCCGCGUCUGAAUCCCGAUUGCCCCGUCGUCAUGCUCGAGAUGAAGGCCCCA